This is a messenger RNA of Mus caroli (Ryukyu mouse), 6329 nucleotides long. It is a transcript of the gene Abhd2, whose product is annotated as abhydrolase domain containing 2, acylglycerol lipase. Gene Ontology annotation, biological process: acylglycerol catabolic process; medium-chain fatty acid biosynthetic process; sperm capacitation. Gene Ontology annotation, molecular function: acetylesterase activity; monoacylglycerol lipase activity. Lineage: Eukaryota; Metazoa; Chordata; Mammalia; Rodentia; Muridae. Gene Ontology annotation, cellular component: sperm flagellum; sperm plasma membrane. The record is from RefSeq and is a predicted model, not a curated record.
UUCCGGCUGUAUUUCUAUGAGCGCAGCCGGCAGCUGCGGAGCUGCGGGAACCGGACUCCGGGCGGGCUGGACUGCUGGAGUCCAUGAGAGAAGCUUUUAGGUUAAUUUGAAUACAAGAUCAGAUCUGAUUGGCCCACCUGGACACCCCUUCAAGGAAAGCCCGUAUUCUCCGAGAGAGGAAUAAGCCCGUAUUCUCCGAGAGAGGAAUAAGCGACAUAGAUCAAGAUGAAUGCCAUGCUAGAGACCCCCGAGCUCCCCGCCGUGUUUGACGGGGUGAAGCUGGCUGCCGUAGCUGCCGUUCUCUACGUCAUCGUGCGGUGUUUGAACCUGAAGAGCCCUACUGCCCCUCCUGACCUCUACUUCCAGGACUCCGGGCUCUCACGUUUCCUGCUCAAAUCCUGUCCUCUUCUGACCAAAGAAUACAUUCCACCACUGAUCUGGGGAAAAAGCGGACAUAUCCAGACAGCCUUGUAUGGGAAGAUGGGGAGGGUGAGGUCGCCACACCCUUACGGGCACCGCAAGUUCAUCACCAUGUCGGAUGGUGCCACUUCUACCUUCGACCUCUUCGAGCCCCUGGCUGAGCACUGUGUUGGAGAUGACAUCACCAUGGUCAUCUGUCCUGGAAUUGCCAACCACAGCGAGAAGCAGUAUAUCCGAACCUUCGUUGACUAUGCCCAGAAAAAUGGCUACCGGUGCGCAGUGCUAAACCACCUGGGAGCCCUCCCCAACAUUGAGCUGACCUCCCCACGCAUGUUCACCUAUGGCUGCACAUGGGAAUUUGGAGCCAUGGUGAACUACAUCAAGAGGACAUAUCCCCAGACCCAGCUGGUCGUCGUGGGCUUCAGCCUGGGUGGUAACAUCGUGUGCAAAUACUUGGGGGAGACGCAGGCAAACCAGGAAAAGGUCCUGUGCUGUGUCAGUGUGUGCCAGGGGUACAGCGCACUGAGGGCCCAGGAGACCUUCAUGCAGUGGGACCAGUGCCGCCGGUUCUACAACUUCCUCAUGGCCGACAACAUGAAGAAGAUCAUCCUGUCUCACAGACAAGCUCUCUUUGGAGACCACGUUAAGAAACCCCAGAGCCUGGAGGACACGGACUUGAGCCGGCUGUACACAGCAACAUCCCUGAUGCAGAUUGAUGACAAUGUGAUGAGAAAGUUCCACGGCUAUAACUCCCUGAAGGAAUACUAUGAGGAAGAGAGCUGCAUGAGGUACCUGCAUAGGAUAUAUGUGCCUCUCAUGCUGGUUAAUGCAGCUGACGACCCCUUGGUGCACGAAAGCCUUCUAACCAUUCCAAAGUCUCUCUCAGAGAAACGGGAGAAUGUCAUGUUCGUGCUGCCUCUGCAUGGGGGCCACCUGGGCUUCUUCGAGGGCUCCGUGCUGUUCCCCGAGCCGCUGACAUGGAUGGAUAAGCUGGUAGUAGAGUAUGCCAAUGCCAUUUGCCAAUGGGAAAGGAAUAAGUCCCAGUGCUCAGACACGGAGCAGAUGGAGGCCGAGUUGGAAUGAGGUCUCUGGACUCGGGCGUGCUCCAGCGGCCCUCCUCUGGAACCCACGUCCCUUUGACGGCUGUUUCAGAUCUCCCAGUGACCUGGAUCUGACCUCAUACCAUCAGUGGGGGGUUACCCAUCAUGCAACCUGUCUCAAGUAGGCGGCUCUCCCUGGGAGCUCCAGGCUAUUUUUGUGCUUAGUUACGGGUUUUCUCCAUUGCAUCGUUAGCCAUGGUGACAAGCUACAAGAUUCUCACCCUUCUGUCCAGUUUCAGUAUCUGAUUGCUUUCACGCUGGUUAACAUCUAGUUUUCCUAGUAAGGAGCGAGUCUGAACUACAGUUUUGCUUUGCCAAUCAAAGGCCUUUCCCUGAGAACAGUGAAGGAUAUAUGUCACUCUGUGAUGGAUGUAUGCACCGUACUAGAGUCCCCACCAAGAAGUCAGCAUCCCUAGGGCUGAAGAAAUUACUCAGCUUGGGAGUCUGAGAACCUGGACCUUCCUGGGCCUGAGUUUUGCCUAUGAAGCAAAGGAAAUUCUCUGAAUCAAAAGCCAAUUUUUCCUUCUCGUUGUCUCCUAAGACACCUCUGUCUCUGUCUUGCUGCUGCUGAGAGUUGCAUGGGGCACUUGUCUAAAAAUUCAGCCUCCCAGAUCCCUCCCCUCAGAGCCGCUGUCUCAGAGGGCUUGGGAAGGGCUCUGGGGAUUUUAAUUUUUGACAAGUGCCCCAGGGAAUUCUCAUCAUCCAGCAAACCGAGGGAAACAGCAUACUACUAUGCCUUUAAGUUAGAAAGAUCUUGGUGGCUCAUUUAAUUGACAUUCCUAAGCCCCAGUGUCCCUCUGCUCCCAGAGACCUCCAAAGCAGCAAGGCCUGUCGUAUGGCUGCCCUUGUGUGAUCUCCCUAAAAGGGAGAAGGCAUUGGAGCUGAACCCUGUCUCUGCUUCUCCCUGGCUGUAUGACUCUGGAUAAGUCCCUCUGGACUUGACUCUCUUCCUCUGUUAAGUAGGGGGUUGGACCAGGUAGAUGGCAGAGAUGCCCGUCGGUUCAUCCUUCCAGGGUUGCCUGGGACUCCGCCUCCCAGGCUGAGCAUGCAAGCGCCAUUAAUUGCAUUUUUUCCCCUUCCCCAUUUCAUAGAAAGAUUUGAGAGUCUUAAUCACUCUCUUGUAAUUUUACUUUUUCACCCCAGUUCUACCCAAUGUCUAAUUGAUACCAAACAACCCAAAAGUUGGAUGGGAAUUUGAAGAAAUGUAUUUGCAGCUAAGAGAAGGGGGUGAUCUUUUGAAGUUGGUUGGUACUUAAAUAGCCUCUGCAUGGUGUCUGUUGGAUAGAUCUUUCUGAAAUGUCUUCUCAAGCGGACUUCUCACUCUAGGGUUCAAGUACCCCUCUUCUGGAUCCCUGUGGUACUUGAGUCCCUAAGAACCUGCACUUUGAAAAGUAUGCAGCCGAUGUCCAGAAUUGAAUGAGACUAUGGGUGGAUCGCCUGGGUUAUUGUUUGCUCUGCUUCAUCUCCGUUGGCACCAGGACAGCCCGAGAGGUGUAGUCGUGGGUCUGUGUGGAUGCUAAAGGAGCCGCCUGAACACCUCAGGGCUUCCGGUGGAAUAGAGCGUGGGCACUGGCCCGAGAGACUGACAGGAAAGCCUGUACAUGAAGCGCUGUUUUCCGACAAUCACUAGAUCAUCCCAGUCGUCACUGAGAUGUCUGCAGCCUCCAGUUUGCUUUUUGCUAUAAUUUGUCACACUCACCAAAUCCUGUCCCUGUGCCCCUCUCAUGGUGGCCAUUUCUCUGUUGUGUUUCCCUUAGCACAGAUUGGCACUUUAUCCUUCAUCCCUCAAUUUGGAAGUGAAUCCUUCUCUCCCGAUUUUCCCUCCACCCUACCACAGCCAUAAUCUAGAAGCCUCACACACAGUUCCUGUUUCCUGCCUUCAUCCCUGAAGACUUUUAAUGAGAGCAAUAAGGUCACAGAGUUGAAUCACUGUCCCUGGAAGUGAGGGGCUCCCUUUGCUUGCCCGAGGUCAUCUCUUCCCCAAGUCCUGACAAAGCUUGGGUGCCCCCUGCUUCGGAGAAAGUCAGCCAUUUGUUCAUACUUAGGAGGAAGUGGGAGCUUGUCCUGGGAGUCUGGUCCAAGCAACAGGCCUGGAGGCCCGCUGGGGAGAGGUGGAGCUACCACACUCCUAGAGAUCCAGGCCCUGGGACUGGGGGAGGGGACGUGGACCAGCUGAAGCCUCCUUAGUGUGUCACUCUAAAUGGCACUGGCAUUCCAUUUUGCUUCACAUGAAAUCAACUGAAGCUCUUUAUUUAAGUUUUGGGCUCUCAGACAUGGAAAUGAGACCGUAACCGUGGCAGUCGGACAGGAAAAUUCUUGUUUGACCCUGAAUGAGAGUACAGAGGCAUGACUGUGGAGGUGCCAGCUUUGCCUAAUGAAUGGGAGGACAGCCCUCUAUGUAGGUCAGCUGCUUUCCUUCCUCUGGGCUGCCUCGCUCUGGCGUUUAGAGGGUAUUCUGUUUUUAAAUCAAGGAUAUAAAUUACAUAGAGGUAGACAGUUCUGUGGCUGGAAUAACAUUAAGACCCAAGUGCGGAGUGCACCUAUAUUGUGCCAGUUGUACUCCCUGCUUCCCAAAUAAUUGGAAACCAUGGACUUCUGUCAAAUUAGGAUUACCUAGCAUCAAAAUGAUGAUCAAGACUGCCUAGUUAGCAGGGAGGCUUGCAGACUUGAACGCCCGUUCUUUCCUGCACCAACUUUACGUCUUCCAUGCCAGAGCAGAGUAAAGGUGGAGAACGUGUCAGUGUAUCCCUCUCAUGUCUGUGGUAGCCUUCACUCACAGGGAACCUUGGGAUCUACUGAAACAUUCCUCGAAGGGUGUCUUCCUUUAUUCACAUGGUGUUACAGAACCAGCGUCAGGAGACCUGGUUGCUCACCCCCACUGGCUCUGACUCAUGCCAGACACAUGGGCAAGUCACUUCACCUCUCUUGAACCUGUUACCUCGUUCUAUAGCGUCUCUGAGGCUGCUUCACUCACUUGUGAAUCAUUCGCUCCAUCCUUGUUAAGUGUGUCUGAAGUUGCACGUAGAAGGGAGUGAACCCUGACCCCUAAGCUCAUCUUGAGAGAGAGAGAAGGCGUGUGUGCAUUCAACUUUUCUUAGGACACAAGGCAGCCUCCAAAGCCCCGUCUCUGGCUUCUCUUCCUAGUCUUCACUGUCAUGACCGUUUCCUUGCUGUUCUGAGGGUAGUCUUGUGACCGUAGCGGGCGAGAGCCACAGUAAUGAGGAGAGUGCCUCGGUCUUCAGUGUGACCAGGCUAAGGGUGGAUGGUUGCCAAGCCAGAGGUCCUUCCUGGGCAGGCUCGCUCUGGCUCAGCUGAACCUUCUGGGUGGCUGAGCUUAUCUGGCUGGCAUCCGGCUGAGAGCCCUCUUUGUAAGUGGCUGACUUGAGAUAGAGUUUGCCAGGUCUGGAGAUACAGAGCGUGUUUGUGUUUGCCCCGGAAGCAGGUGUUAGAGAUGUGAGAGGCUUUUCUUUCCCUGUGGCCUUGAUCCUGACUUGAGUGACAGUUUUAAAAGGAGGAAGUGUGGGGGGGGGGGAGACAGGACUUGUGGAGUUGAAGGAACCCCCCCCCCCUGGGUUUUCUUCCUUUAGGCACACGAGAGAGUUCUUAGGAAGCAUGUCACCUCAGCAUCCUGUCGCAGUAUCAUCUGGAAUUGUUUUCUUUACCCACAAAGCCUUAACUUGCCUCUAGAAAAUCCCCUGGUAUGGCAACAUUGUGGCCUAAGAAUUCAAACGCUUCUGCUAUGAAAGUCUGAAGCAAAGCCACAGCCAAACCAGAGAAUUUCCUCAGGUGGCCUGGAGGCUCCUAUGACAUCACCCCCACCUCUCACCCCAGCAACAGGAGUGAUCUGGAACUAAGCCCCUCCACCCACCCGUCUUCUUGGCCUUACUCUCUUUCAAAGCCACAUUAGAUCACUCACAUGCUUCCAAAAGGGGCCUGCUUGGCAUUUAGAGACCAAGCCAUUGAGGGCCAAGUUUCUUCCACCUGUUAGCUAAGCAAAGGACAGUUGUCCCCUCUGCCUGGGGUCACUUUUCCCAAACUAUAUUUAUAGCUAAGGACACGGGAGCAGGCCCCUGCUGGCUAUGGAACCCCAACAGCAUCCAGAGCAAAGGCUGCUCUGCUGGCCUUGCUGCCUCCAGGUGCUACAGCCCAGCAUCCUCCUGAAGUGGUCCUUAGCAACAGGCCACAGAGUACAGCUUGCCAACUAUCCCCAGACACCCAGAACACAGACAGCUGUCUCCUUUGGAAGAGUCCGUCUGCCAUGUUUUCCAGCUGUUUUUUUUUUUUUCCUAGUGUAUACAUAGGUAGAGCUUUCAGCAAUGCCUAAUAAAGAAGCUGAAAUCAAUUUCUAAUUGGUAGAUUAAGACUGACAUGGCGAGGUUCAGAAAAUUCACAACUUUUUACUAGACUCCUGUCAAUUAGGAAAUCUAUAACUGGUCCCCAUUAGCCAAGUUAUCUUCUGUUGCCAUAAAUCGGGGACAGUCCAUUUCUAGCGCCUAUAGGAGCACCCUUCGUCUCGGUGGGCAUUCUGCCCCCCAGACCACAGACACAGAGCAGUCAACAUCACCUGAAAUCAUUGCUGACCUCCUCAUUCCCCGGGGCCAACCGCCACUCUCCCAGGCUGCUCUCCUGAGGGAACCUGGUUCCUGGCGGUAGGAGCUGGGCUCGCUUUGGUCUUCAUUCUGGCCUCUUUAGUUUUCCUAAAGCACAAAUCCAUGCAGUGCCCUGUUACCUCUCCACACCCAUUCCAGGUGACCUGGCUCUCUCCCGCAGCCUCAGGCAGACCUUCACUGUACCUGAGUUUGCAACUUU